Molecule: messenger RNA, 10354 nt
Organism: Amoebophrya sp. A120
Lineage: Eukaryota; Dinophyceae; Syndiniales; Amoebophryaceae
Source: the annotation of a GenBank genome assembly
UGCAGAUGAACUUUCAGAGCCAGAAGAAUCUUGCUGCAGCUAGUGCGCGAAGCAUUUUUUACAACCAUUUUUAUUUUCAUGUGUGUACAACUAGAACCGUUUCUCGCUGUCAAGAUGAGCAUCGUAAUAUCGGCAAGCUCUGCCGCUUUGCGGACUUCCUCUGGAGGUGCUACGUCGUCGCACACGGUGACUACCUCCGCGAGAGCAGACCCAAACGCGGAGAGGUAGCACGAGGCCGUUUUUCCUAUUUCCCGGAGAUUUUCAUCUAGGUCGACGCGCACACUACAUCCAGGGGUGAGGUCGCGACUGCAGCUCUUCUUCGAAUUAGAUCAUGAGUUCCAACGCCGACGAUUAUGAGGACGCGCGGGACGUCGAUGCUGGGCCUGCAAUUCCAGGAGACCAGAACAAAACCUCCCAGCCGCCUUCGCUUCGCGACAAACUGCAGCAGCGUUGGAACACACCAAACCUGGAGAUGGAAUACGCCACUCUGGAGAAAGCCACUUCGAACUUCUCCCCGCUGAAUAAGCUCGGGUCUGGCGCGUUCGGCUCCGUUUACAAGGGGACUUUGGAGGACGGGAACGAGGUCGCGAUCAAAGUCAUCGAGCACAACUCGGACCAAGCCGGGUUUGACGACGAAGUCCAGAUGCUCAGCCGGUUAUGACAGUGCACAACUGUCCCCCGCCUCCCCCUCCUUCGUAUUGCAAGGACAGCAAUACAAACACUCGCAGAUAUGGAGCCUGUGCAUGACAAGUUCAUGCGCAUAAUGUAGUACUGUUUCAGCUCCUUCCGGAAUCUGUCAUGCAAACAGACCACACGGCAGCGCUUGGAUUUGGUGUUUUGCAUGAGAAAUGACAGAGACGGGGAGUUGUGCACUCGCAGACCGGUUCCGACACCCGAACUUGGUGAUUCUGAUGGGGUUCUGCAAGGGGCCCAUUGGGAAGGAGCGGAUCUUGGUCUACGAACUGCUGUCCGGCGGCGACGUGCAUCAGCGGAUAAGAUGGAGCCGAGAGGGAAUCAAGGGCUUCAGCGGAAAGCAGCGGUGCAGCGUGGCGCUCGAUGCGGCGCAAGGGUAAGGAGGAAAGUAGUGGGUCGAUGUAGGUCUUUUUCCUCUACUUUGUGAUGCGGCAUGAAGUUGUAGAUCGAAAUUUGAAAAUAGAGAAAAACGUGAUCUGGAAAUUAUAAAUUUCACUGUAUCAACAAGACAAAUUCUCCACCAGGCUGUCCCACCUGCACUACUCGAAGCCGAAAGCGUUUCACCGGGAUAUCAAAACCCCUAACAUCAUCCUGGACCGAAAAGACACCGCGAAGGUCGGCGAUUUCGGCCUGGCUUGUGUGUUAUGCAUUGCAAAAGUAUCGUACUGGUAGUAAUCGCAUUCAUGCAUUACAAAUUUCCUUCUCAAGCUAAAUCCGCAUUAGAGAUGCCAUUUCUCAUGCUGAGGAAAUUUGUAAUGCAAUUUAUACUAGUACGGUGCUUUUGCAUUGCAUAUUUGUGCGAAAAGCAGGACGAACUGACAAAAAACGUGAACCAGACCGCCGGCACCGUCGGCUACGUCUGCCCCCACUACAUCCGCACGGGGAUCGUGUCCGAAGCGACGGAGGUGUACGCGUUCGGGAUGGUUCUGCUGGAGUUGCUCACGGCGACCCCACCGGCGGUUCAAAUCCGGGAGAAGGAGUUCAAGUUUCUCGUGAACGAAUUGAAAUACGACGUUGAGGAGGUGAUGCGCAGGCUCGACCCCGCGGCCGCUUGGGACUACUUGAUUGCGCGGCAGAUCGCGAACCACGCCCUGAAGUGCAUCGAUCCGGACAUGGAGAAACGGCCGAAAAUGCCGUUUUUGGUGACACAACUGCGGAAGCUGGACCAGGGGAUUGUGGACGAUGAGAGUAUUAUAGUAGCGUCGUGCUGUAUUGGACUUCUAGUACGGUGUUCUACUAGAUCAUGAAGAACAAACCACCAGAAAUGUAAUGUAAGUAGGAAGAGGCACUGCUUUCGGCCUCUUGACGCAUGUUAUAAAAACACAUGAUUUUUUCCUUAACAGCUGCCGGUUUUUCUUCCUACAGCCAGUCCCCGUCGCCAUAUUUCCCGGCACCAUCCCCAGUCCGGCCUCCCGGGAACAACAACAGCCUUGCUCCAAACUACAACCAAAACCAUCACUAUCGCCAGCCGAAUUCGCCCUCCAAAGCCUACCACAAGCAAACCGGGCAACUUCUCCUUUCCGGUAUGCGGGUACGGGCGCGGUGGAAGAAUUUGAUGAUGUAUGCAUAGCAAAUAUGUCUGGGUCUGGGAAGUUGCGAGAUUUGUCAUGCUAGUCUGGCAUGCCUCUGAGCUCUGUGUUGCGUCACCGCGAAGAGCGGAUCUUGCUUGUCAUGCAAAAACGCAGUUCCUCAUGCGGAGUACGCAACUCAGAACGACGGAAAAACUUGUCAUGCUUGGCAGCGCAUUACAGUGCGCCCGCUAUUCCCUUUCUUGCGUCACAAGUUUCCAGACCCAGACAUAUUUGCAUUUGAUAUGAUGUGCAACGGCACGAUUCAGUCCGCGCACACUGACGGCAGUUGCGUAUCAAAUGCAAGUAGGUCUGGGUCUGGAAGUUUGUCAUGCAUCUCGCGGAUCACAAAGAAAAGAUAGUCUGGAAUGCACUCACAAGCAUCACAAAUUUUGCAAGAGCUUUUUCAUACCUGUAUCCGCAUGAGAAGUUCGCGUUUAGUGUGGCAAAAAGCGGGUAGCUUUUGCUGGUCACGCAGUACAGAUUUUUGUACGAUUCAGAUCUAGCAUGACAAGUUUGGAUCCUUCCGGACCCAGACAUAUUUGCAAUCCAUAUUGCGACAUCCAGUACGAUGACGGCGAUUUUGAGGAACGCGUAGACGAGGUGGAGCCGCACGACGAGUACGAAAAGGAAAAAUCCCCCCUCCCCCUACUGAAAAGGUAUACUUUUGGGAAUUUGUGAUGCUGAUUUGUGGUCACAAAUCGUGUCUGUCUUGCAAGGAGACAUAUUCAGAAGGCCCCCGGUAUUAUGCCGGCGGUUUGUGAUGCUGUUGGGCCUACAGCAUAGACUUUUGCCAUGCUGAGCGCCUAGGCUAAAACCUCUCCACACAGGCUCGGCAUGGGCCUGCAGUCCUCUACUGCAAGGCAGGGCUUAUUUGUGUACGCAAAUCCAGCGUCAGAAGUUUCGUUUUGAUAUGGGGAGGGGGGAUUGUUGCUCGCAAUAACGAGCAGCCCAACCCGAUGGUAAGGGAAAUGCUGGAAAAGGAGAAGCGAGAGCAGGUGGAGGCGGCUGCGGAAGAACGAAGGAAAGAACAGGAGAAGGUGGAAAUAAGACAGCAGUCGAAGUCGAGAAGGAAUUCCAACAACAAGUUCGGAAACAAUUACGUUGACCAAAAAAUCGACGCAACGGUAGACUUACACCCGCCGAAAAGCCCGACUGGUGGCAUAGCGGGGAUCGACUUUUUCGCCAACGCCACGAAGCAGAUGUAUCAAAUGCAAAAAUGUCUGGGUCUGGAAGAAUGCAACUUGUGACGCUGCAUUUGGAUUCCAAAAAAUCUGUAUUGCAUGAGUACCAAAGGAAAUGCAAUUUUUGCUACGCUGAGAAGGCAUUUGUCAUGCGGAAUACGCAUCAAGAAGCCCUCAAAAAAUCUGUAUUGUUAGGGUAUGCAUCACAGACAUCAUGGCUCAUGCAAAAGGCGCAUUACAACUACAAGUGUCAGAAUCUUCCAGACCCAGACAUUUUUACAGUUGAUAAGAUGGAGAAGUUUACCAGUGAGUUUUCCUACGACUACGCGCAAUACAGCGAACAGGUGAACAGCAUUGCGGAGUACUUCAUCCAUGGGAAAAAUAGCCAAAGUGCAUCAAGCGCGUCGGCGGGCGGAGAAGAACAGCACGAUCGUCCAGACGAUGGAGACGCCGGAAAAAAAUCACCAGCUGGAGUAGAAGGAUCUUUUCCACAGCAAGCGCAGGCAUUUGAACCGGAACUACAGGUAGACAGGCAGCAAAGUAGUAGCCCCGAGCACAACAUCACGCCAAAAGACAUGAUGAUCUCUGCCAAUCUACCCUCUCCUGAGGGCGGGACACAUCAAACUGGUCCUGACCACGAAAGUAGUCAGGAGCAGGAGGAGAACGAGAACCUCAAUGUGGAAGUUGAUAGUCAUAGCUUGGAAAAAAUAAAAUACGACGAGUACUACGACGACAUGGUAGACCACGAAAGUAGCCCGCAAAUAACGCCUCCAGGAGGAGAUGGAAACAACUCUACCAAUGAAAAAACACCAGCAAUAAAUGAAAACCUCGUCGACACCACCAACGCCACCGGUCGAUAUCGCAGGGAAAAAUCCCCCCUCCCCAUAUUGAUAAGGUACGUUCUCGGAAAUUUGUGUUGCGGAUUUGAGGUCACAAAUCACAUUUGGUUUGCAAGAAGACAAGGGCAGAAGCAGAAGCUUCCGCACCAUUAUGCAUGCGGUUUGUCAUGCUGUUGGGCCUACAGCGCGGACGUUUUUCAUGCUAGGUGCCUAGGCCACUAUCUCUCUACUCGCGCUUGAUAUGAGCCUGCAGCCCUCUCCAGCAAGACAGGUUCGAUUUGUGUGCACAAAUCCAGCGUCAGAAACUUCGUUUUGACAUGUGGGGGAUUUUUCCUUUUGAUAGUCGAGCAGAGUUUCGUACCGUGCUCCAGUACCCGAGAUCCUGGCAAGCCGCCGAACCCGCGUUCCAACAGACGAUUCAAAACACCUUCGCGGCGAGUGUUCCAGUCAGCCCAAGGACGGUCGAGCUGUUUCAGCAGAUGCUGACCAAUUUAGGAACGGGAACCAGUAGCAGCUCCUCCGCGCCCUUUGUCGAAACGGAUACGAGGGAGUACGUCGGGGGUGCCGGUCAUGAACAAGAGCUAACUGCAGCAGGUUUUUCAAGUGGUCUUCAGCACGAAAGUUGGAACUACCGAUUCGUCCAGUGCUACCACAAGACGCAGUCCCCCUUCCAGCAGCAUUUCCACCACGAGACAGAUUACCAACAGCCCAUACCGUUCUUCGACCACCCGCCGUGUGUCCUGUACGACGUGAACUCGGUUGGUAGGCUGCAGCAACCCUCCGGGUAUAUCAAAUGUAAAAAUGUCUGGGUCUGGAAGAAUGCAUGUUUCUCAUGCUUGUCUGGCAUGACUCUUAAAUCUGUCAUUCACGUUGCCCAAGAGCCGCGUUUUUCUGUCAUGCGGAGACGCAGUCUGUCAUGCAGAAUAGGCAACACCUACAAGCUCAGCAAUUUGUCAUGCUGAGCCAGCACUUCUGGCCCCCUCAUGCUACGCCACUCAGCAUCACAAGUUUCCAGACCCAGACAUUUUUACAGUUGAUAGGGUACUGGGAUUGCGUUAUUUUAGAUGCGGAAACGCGCCACACGAUAUCCCGCGAGCAUUUCCGGAUUCUGCAGGUCAGGGAGAGUCCUACUUCAUCCGGAGGUGGUGAAUCAAGCGGCCGAGAAGUAAAGAAUCAGUAUCAGCAGAUCCAGUGUAUCAGCAGUAACGGGUUGAUGCUAAACGGAGAGUUGAUCAAGAAGGAGUCCGGGCUAUUACAGUGAAAAAUGCCCCCACCCCCGAACUUGGGACCAUUUGUAUUGCAAACCUUUCCAAAUGAAACAUUCGCCCUCUUGCAUCUAUCAGCGUCACAGAUUUCCAAUCGUAAAUGGCAAGAAUUUGCAUUGCAAAAGAUCCCAGCAAGAGCGGCGCUUGUCAUGCAAGCGAUGCGACACACGCGAACACGCCUAGACUCUGCAUCAGAAAGAUUCAUACUCCUUUCCUGCAUCCAUGACAAAAAGUUUUCAUUUGGAGACUUCGCAUCACAAAUUUUUGGAACUUUGGGGGUGGGGGCAUUUUUCACUGCGAUAAGGGCCUAUGAAGAUCCAGCACGGGGACAUUCUCGGCUUCAUUGCGCAUUUGAAACAAGCGCCGUUUCUGCAUUUGCGGUUCGAAGUCCGGGAAAAAAUGCUAGAAAUAGCGAAGAAACCGAAGCCAAAAGUGGAUCUUGCGGUCGGUGGUUCUGUGCUGGUGAAAGAGCAGAAUAUGAAGCCGAAACGAAAUAACGCGAAGGGGAGCAAGCCUGCAAGCAGUAGUGACAAUGCUUCCAAGCCGGCCGUGUUGAAAGCCACUACGACCUCGUCCCCCCAAAGGAACAAGAGAAAGUCGCGCGAUUUCGCGUCGCCGCAAAAUCCAAGCGCCGGGACUACAGAUCCUGAGAACAGGAAGGAGCAAAAAUCCACUACUUCUGCGACACACCAGCAGGCUAUUCCGCGGAAAAAGUCGAAUUCGCCUCCGAGUCCCACCCCGCCGCCGAUGCAAAAAGAGAGCAAUGCAAAAAAUGAAAGCGCAUUUUUACUAACCCCUGCAGAUGACACCAUCGACCUCCCGAAAAAUUGCGUGGCCGGUCGGUGGUGCCAGCCCAAUGAUCACGCUACCCAGGCUGCCUUGCGCCGGGAAGCGAUGUAUCUGUUGGACGUGAAUUUCGAACAAAUUAUGGAGAAUAACAGCAGCUCCAGUGCUGGGUCAGCAGUGCCCUAUCCUGUGUAAAAACGUCCCCACACCAGAGUCAGGAUGGGGAUUUUGCAACACAAGCCUAGGAGUUUUGGGAGUCACGCAUGACAAGUUGCACUCCGCAGCGUAGUGCAGGUUAGCAAGUGCAGCCGCAUCACAGAUUCAUCUGCUCAUCCUGUUCACAGCAUCACAAAUUCCAAUACACGAUUGGAAAUGGCUCGCAUGGGGAUGCACAUUACAAGUCUUUCUGUCUUUGCAAAUCUGCAUUACAACUCUGGUGUGGGGACGUUUUUACUCAGGAUACGCCCGCAUUAUCUUCCUUCCGCCGCCAGCUCUAUUACGUCCUCGGUCCGGACAAAAUUCCGCAAAAACUCCGGAUCGGCCGGAACUAUCAGAAAGCGCUGUGGGGAAAGAGUAGCGCGGAGCUUCUACCGGAGGAGUUGCUGGAGAUAAGAGUAGAGCAGCCUUCUUCAGUUGAUUUUGUAUUAGAGAUGAACAAAGCAAAUCCAAAUGCGAACCCUGAGAACUGCCGGUUUGUCGCACGGGUAAUUUGGCCUUUGCAGUACAACUACGGCGUGGAACUUGGACCGGGGGAAGAAAUUAGCCUCACGUCCGGUGCGCAUUUUGCAGUGGAGAUCAAGAAUUUGACGGUCAGCAUGACGUGGAUUCCGCUGAACGUGCGACAGGAAGUUGCUUUCGCUAAUGUAGUUGAUGUAGUACAUCAGACCAACCAGCGCGAGGGCAUGGCUUCUGGUGCUGACGGUGCAAACAGAACCGAAGAUUUGUGGGACAGCAAAGUCGCCGGGUCGGAAAAACUCGUGCGGAGGGACCAGCAGCGGUCCGUGACAAAAUCGCCUGACCACGCGGAAAUUGUAGUAGAUGCUGAACAAGGCGGAGGCAGCGCAGAGAGGACAAAGCGCGACAACGGGCAACAUCAAGACGAGCCGAGGCUUACUCAACCAACCUUCCGAUCUCCGGUGACGCAGAACGCGGCAACCGCGACCUCCUACCCCGCGGCCCUUGGAACCGCGGUUACCAUUGGUGGGACGCAGAUGGGCUUAUUGGCCGGGCACAUGGCGUUCGAUCCGUUGUUGCACAAUGGGACGACGAGUGCUGGCUCUACUGCUGCUCCUAAAGUAGAGCCGCCGUUGGAAAGCUUUGUCGUGGAAAACCACGAGGAACAUGCACGACCAGGUUCUUUCGCAGAGCCUCAUCUCCCAGACCACCUGCAAGUGAACACGAACGAUCCAGACACCACACAGAUCUUCGACCGGAAGAAUGCGGUUGCUCCGAUGCCGUUUCCGCAAGAGAAACCGGCGAUAUUACCACGCCCAGCACCACUUCCUUCCGACGCGGCAGAUAACCUUGACGACACGCAGAUUUUCCACCCGCCAACCCGGGUGAGUCACGAGCUCCCGCCGAUGGAUGCGCCGCUUUUAGACACGAACUUUCAUUUCCAAACCCACAUCCCACAGGAGUUCAGCAACAGCACGGUUAUUCCAGCGGAUUCGGAGCAGGAUCUUCAUCGGGAGGUGGACCACAAGAGAAGUCCACUACUGGAUCCAAUGAGUAGUACGAAAAUCCGACAAAACGCAAGUUCGUCCGCGGUGUAUCUGCCGGCGCCCAGCAGUACUAGUCAUGGCCGUGGUCCUCGUCCGGACUUACCGGACCAGAGAAGUUCGCCGCGUUUGGUAAAUGAACACGCGAUAUGGAUUGCAAAAAUGUCUGGGUCUGGAAGAAUGCAACUUCUGAUGCUGCAUUUGGAUGUCUAGAAAAUUUGUGUUGCAUGAGCAGCAAAGGGAGUAUAAUUUUUGCUACGGGAAGAGGGCAUUUGUCAUGCGGAAUAGGCAUCACGAAGCCCUCAAAAAAUCUGUGAUGCUAGGGCAUGCAUCACAGACAUCAUGGCUCAUGCAAAACUUGCAUCGCAAGUCUCAUAAUCUUCCAGACCCAGACACUUUUACUUUUGAUACGCGACGACGUCGAAGCGGCAACCAACACUGAUGAACAACCUCGACGGCUCGCAGAAUACCGGACAGCAACUCAACAUUCCCCCGUUACUGCAAAUGCCCACGUUGCUACCCAGUUCCGGUCGGGAUUUUAGCCUGCAGUUCGGGACGGGUGCUGCUGGCACGACGACGGCCUCCGGAUCAUGCCCAGGAGCGGCCAUGGGAUCGCCAAUUCUAGGGUCCUCUGGAUCAUCCUCGCAGUACCGGGCGCCGACUGUGGAGAAGGUGUCUCUGAUGUCAGAACUAUCAAAUGCAAAAAUGUCUGGGUCUGGAAGAGUGCAAGUUUGUCAUGCUUGUCUGGCAUGACUCGAGAAUCUGUGUUGCAUAGGCACGAAAAGGCCCUCUUACCUGUCAUGCAAGAACGCAGCUUGCCAUGCGGAAUACGCAAGACAUGGCAGCCAAAAAAUUUGUCAUGCAUAACUGCGUAUUGCAGUGCGUCUAUCAUUCACUUUUCGCAUUACAAGUUUCCAGACCCAGACAUUUUUGCAUUUGAUGAGAACAGGAAGUGAACAACGUGCCCACCGCGAGUACCAUGUUCCCCAGUAAAGACACGGAAUAUUAUAACACGGCCGCGACUGCUAGGGAACGACAACAUUCAGGAAGUAAAAACAGUGGUCUGCAACAGCCCCAAGCGCUUAUUUCCCAACCGCAUAUUCAAGUUGGGAAAAGUAAGCUGCAAAAAAUGCCCUCGCCGACGUCGACGAAUCCUUUCCUCGGUGCAGCGACGGCGCAGCAGUACAACCAGGCACAAUUUCUGACUGGUUCGUCAAGCGGAAGUGAGCAGAAUGGCCAGGAAGAAGACCAUGGAAGCGAACAACUGCAGGACCACGUCGGCAUAGUAGAGAGAACAUCCUCCAAAGAGCAGGACUCUGCAGCUUUUGCCAAUAAAGUAGAGAACAACUACAGCACCAGCACGUCCCAAUCCUCUCCCGACAAGAAUUCGUUCGCGGCCAGCUGGAAGGUGCGGCUGAAGAAGGUGGAAAACCCGCGGCAGAGCGCGUCGAAUUUCCAGAUGCCCAGUACGCCCGCGCCGAACCGGUUGCCGACGGAGUUGUCGUCCUCCCUCAGAAAGCACCUCCAGCGGAAAUCCGAGGAGCGAGAGAGGGAAGAAGGUGGACAGAAUGCUGCUGAUACAACUUCUUGCCAGCCUCAAGUUCAACAUGGCCGGGAAAGUUUCGGGAUUAACAGCGGCGAGGCAGGGCCAGGUGGAGAGAGAGUGCAAAGUCGGGGUGCAGAGGUCGUGAACGAGGAACAACACGAACAGAAAGAGAGCGAUUCUUUUCCUGCGGGUUGUAUCGCUGCGCCGAGCGGAUUUUUCUGGGAACAGACCAGCGGGGAUUUGAGAUCGUCGCCGCCGGACAAUCCGCGAUCCGCCUUUCAUUUUGACAACACAAAUGAACAAGAAGAUGUAGUGGAAUGAACAGAAAAAUAUAAAAAAAACACUAUUAGUUUUUACACAUCGUUUGGUAAUUGACAGAACACGACACUUUUUCUUUUGAAGCACCUGCUUUGACGCGGUUCGUUUUGAUCCUAGAAUUUUCCUUACUGUAGCUUUGAAAAUAUUCCUCUUCGCAAGAAGGAAGAAAAAGAGAUGCUUCAGCCUGGGUGGAGCAGAGGUGAGAACAUCAUGAAUAAUGGAUGACGCCAUUUUUUUGCCCAAAGAAAUUUUCAUUUGCGCCACGCGAUAAACGUCGAGCCUGGAGCAAAUAAGACACUUGCGACGUCUUGCCUGUCACAUUGUAGAUGCGGAGGUUUCUUACUACUACCUCGGACCUUGUUCUGGUGCUUGUUUUUUUUCUGGUUUCGUUUGCCGGGUGACUUUGUCGUGCGCUUCGCUGCACUGUCGUAUCGUGA